AUGAUAUGUUAUCGAUUGAUCGGUUUUCUCACAAAGGAACGUGAAGAAGAAGUCAAGAGGAUGAGAGAGCAGAAGUUAGCUGAGGAGGCAGAGAGGCAGAGGCUUUUAUCUGAAGUUGAGAUGCGGAACAGAGAACGGGUUUUGAAUGAAAUAAAGGAGCGGGAGAAGGAAGAAGCGGCUCAGCUUCGGAUACAGCACAUAAAGCUUAAGAAUAGAACUGAUCUAGAGAAUAUGGGAAAGAAAGAUUUAUUAGAGUUGGCCCUGCAGGAACAGGUUAGGGAGAGACAGGAAAUGGAAAAGAAACUGCAAAAACUCGCUAAAACAAUGGAUUAUUUGGAAAGAGCAAAAAGAGAAGAGUCUGCUCCCUUGAUUGAAGCUGCUUUUCAGCAACGCCUGGUGGAAGAGAGAAUACUUAAUGAACGUGAACAACAG
Morus notabilis is the source of this 432-nucleotide messenger RNA. RefSeq names its product eukaryotic translation initiation factor 3 subunit A-like. Gene Ontology annotation, biological process: translation reinitiation; formation of cytoplasmic translation initiation complex. The record is from RefSeq and is a predicted model, not a curated record. The annotation marks the transcript as partial. Lineage: Eukaryota; Viridiplantae; Streptophyta; Magnoliopsida; Rosales; Moraceae. Gene Ontology annotation, molecular function: mRNA binding; translation initiation factor activity. The transcript has 2 exons. Gene Ontology annotation, cellular component: eukaryotic translation initiation factor 3 complex, eIF3e; multi-eIF complex; eukaryotic translation initiation factor 3 complex, eIF3m.